Fusarium odoratissimum NRRL 54006 is the source of this 2982-nucleotide messenger RNA. Its product is annotated as malate synthase, glyoxysomal. Gene Ontology annotation, cellular component: peroxisomal matrix; cytoplasm. Gene Ontology annotation, biological process: glyoxylate cycle. NCBI's taxonomy places the organism in Eukaryota, Fungi, Ascomycota, Sordariomycetes, Hypocreales, Nectriaceae. The transcript is spliced from 3 exons. Gene Ontology annotation, molecular function: malate synthase activity. The coding region runs from base 1132 to 2760 and encodes 542 amino acids. The record is from RefSeq and is a predicted model, not a curated record.
AAUAAACAAGGUGGUGGUUAACAAAGCCAUUGAAUAGGUCCAGUAAUUCUGAGAUGGAGGAUAGAGUAUGGAAUGGGUACCUGGUGUCUCAUGUAUACAAAGAUUCCUGUAAAGGCAUACAAGAUGUUGCCCACGGCCCCUAGCAAAUUUGGUGGCAGCUUGUCCACUUGGAUGUACAGAUUUUAGCUGUCCAAGUACCCUUUCGGCUAAGUUCCCCGGACCGUCAAGGCAGUUAGCCACCAUCUUUCCGUCUCCACAUGCUGUUCUGUUCACCUUGACCUUUUAGCGUCAGAUCUUGCCUGCUUUGAUGCUGCUUUUAACCUGUGAACCUUCACUCCAUCCACCCGAGCCAGGCCGAUGGCUACCGAGCUCAACACGGACGAUGGCCGUUGUUUGGUCAUCGAAUGGAAAAGCACGGUGAUUGAAAUCCCAAGAUCCCAGUAUCGACAAGCUUACUGUCGCGGCAAGCUUGUGAAGACAGCUGCCCGCGCAACAAACGAUCUGUCCCUGUAGCGCCUUGCUAUGAGGGAACGGGAGUAACGAAAGCCAACUUGACCAAGGUAGGUAGGUAGGUGCCUGACUUGAUUAAAUAUGAGAGCUGUGAACUCUUUCACAGGUGCACUUAAACAAUCGUCGGACUUCGAUGUACGGGCUGGUCUCGGCGCACGUAGUACGUUGGCAAAGUACAGUGCGGUGUUGCAUUUGACAUUCAUUUGCAGGGAUAUCUUCAUCUUCCCCAGGCCCGGUGCCGUCACUGACGCGGAGGCGCCCCUCGGCCCUCGUCCGAGGCACGUUACGCCUUCAGGAAUUUGAUGUGCGGAGCACCAGCUGCUUCAGUGUUAACAUCUAUAUAACUGCCUUGUCCCAAUCAUUCUGCCCUUCAAUACUAGCUCUCCCAAUAAUUUACUCUCACCUAUCAAGAUCGAGCUUUUUCCCGAACCCUACACUUGUCUCAUUCAAACUUUGCGCAAAGCAUCAGAGUUACUUGCAAGCGCCGUCACUGGCACCUCAUUACCGGAGACAUCGUCGACACGUGAAAGUGCUGGCGGCAGUACAUAAUACCCAUUAACCUUUCACCUCUCCUCAUCCUCCAUCAGUCAAACCAAGAACUGUUCUCCAUUUGCGAUCACAAUGGCCUCCGUCGAUUCUGUCCUUCAGGGUGUCUCCGUCUCCGGCAAGGUUGACGACAUCCACCGCAAGAUCCUCACGCCCGAGGCUCUCGCCUUUCUUGCACUGCUGCACCGUUCCUUCAAUGAGCGACGCAAGAAUCUCCUUGAGCGCCGCAAGGCUCGCCAGGCCGAGCUUGAUCGAGGAGUUCUCCCUGACUUUCUUCCUGAGACUAAGCAUAUUCGCGAGAACCCUACGUGGAAGGGUGCCCCUCCUGCCCCGGGCCUGGUGGACCGUCGUGUUGAGAUCACCGGCCCCACAGACCGGAAGAUGGUUGUCAACGCACUAAACGCCAACGUCUACACUUACAUGGCUGACUUUGAGGACUCCAGUGCCCCAACUUGGGAUAAUAUGAUUAAUGGACAGGUCAACCUGUACGAUGCCAACCGCCGUCAGGUCGACUUCAAGCAGGGACAGAAGGAAUAUAAGCUUCGUACCGACCGCAAGCUACCUACUCUCAUUGUCCGCCCUCGUGGCUGGCACCUCGAGGAGAAGCAUGUCACAGUUGAUGGCGAGCCUAUCUCUGGUUCCCUCUUCGACUUUGGUCUUUACUUCUUCCACAAUGCCUUUGAGACGCAGCGUCAGGGCUUCGGUCCUUACUUUUACCUUCCAAAGAUGGAGAGCCAUCUUGAGGCUCGCCUUUGGAACGACGCCUUCAACCUUGCUCAAGACUACAUCGGUAUGCCCAGAGGCACCAUCCGAGGUACUGUUCUGAUUGAGACCAUCCUUGCCGCUUUCGAGAUGGACGAGAUCAUUUAUGAGCUUCGCGACCAUAGCUCUGGUCUCAACUGCGGUCGAUGGGACUACAUCUUCAGCGUUAUCAAGAAGUUCCGCAACAACCCGAAUUUUGUCCUGCCAGACCGUUCCGCGGUCACCAUGACUGUUCCCUUCAUGGAAUCAUAUGUGAAACUUCUGAUCCAGACAUGCCAUAAGCGUGGUGUUCACGCCAUGGGUGGUAUGGCUGCACAGAUCCCUAUCAAGAAUGAUACUGCUGCCAACGACAAGGCUAUGGAGGGUGUCCGCGCUGACAAGCUCCGUGAAGUCCGUGCUGGACACGACGGCACUUGGGUUGCCCACCCUGCUCUUGCAAGCAUCGCUACCGAGAUCUUUGACAAGCAUAUGCCAACUCCCAACCAGCUGUUUGUGAGAAGAGAGGAUGUUACCAUUGGCCAGAACGAUCUGCUCAACAUGAACGUCCCCGGUACCAUCACGGAAGAGGGAAUCAAGAAGAACCUCAACAUUGGUCUUGGUUAUAUGGAGGCAUGGAUUCGCGGAGUGGGUUGUGUCCCCAUCAACUACCUCAUGGAGGAUGCUGCCACCGCCGAAGUCUCUCGAAGUCAACUUUGGCAAUGGGUCAAACAUGGCGUUAACACUGCUGAAGGCAAGCGUGUUGAUAAGUCGUAUGCUUUGAAGCUGCUCAAGGAGAGUGCUGAUCAGCUUGCUGCGUCUGCCCCCAAGGGUAACAGAUACCACCUUGCUGCUCAAUACUUCUCUAGUCAGGUCACUGGAGAGGAUUAUGCCGACUUCCUCACAACUCUUCUCUACAACGAGAUUACUCAGGCCGGACCUCCCAGCCCUGCUUCUAAGCUAUAAAUAAAUUUGUAUUCCAAAAAGGGGGGAUCAAAAUAGGCAUAAUGGAUCUAUCGAGCGUUUCAUGAGUGUAUGCAUAAUUCAGACUUUUUCCAAUAUGUUGUGGUUUUGGGUCAUGAUAUCAUUUGUUAUUUACACAGCCAAGGACUGGCAUUCAUCUACGACAAAAAGAGGUCAUUCUUUUAAUAAUUCAAAAUCUGUGACCAGUAAAUCACCAGUAUCAAG